UCAAUUCGUCUGCAAGACGUCAAACAAUCGAAUCAUAAUGGCACAAAAACGCCGCGAUUUGCAUUAAGUGCGCGCAAAGUAUGCAGUGAACUACAGAGCGCAAUUUGAAAUCUCCACGCAUAAAUCACGCAACGCGAUUAAUUUUACGUAGGCAUAAGCUGGAUACUUGGAAGCAGACAGGUGCUUAUAGUUGACGCACGGAACAAAUGCCAGGUUUUCUGAAUUGGAAAUAAAUAGCGACUUGACCAAAAACACGAUCAGCACAGUGCGCGUAACACGAGUCGUGACUGAGAUGGCCAUCAAACAGGAUCAAGUAAAUGUAUGCAGAAAUUGAACACUUUAUUGGACCAAAAAUCUCAUAGUACCUGGAGACUAUUCAGUUCUGGAUCAGUUCGCUCUCGAUCAACAGUACGGGAAACUGAAGGAAACGCUUUGAUCGACAUGGAUUCAAAACUAGGGAUCCGUUCAAACGCGCACGCCAGUUGUGGAGUUAAAGAAAAACAAGCGAAACCACUUUGCGCUGGUUGUAACAAAGUUAUCGAUGACCGUUACCUUCUGAAGGCCAUAGACAGGGUUUGGCAUGAAGACUGCUUGAAAUGCGCGUGCUGUGACUGUCGCUUAGGAGAAAUCGGUGCUACUUUGUACACAAGGGCCAACCUCAUCCUUUGCAAGCGCGAUUAUCUCAGGUUGUUUGGACGUACGGGGUUUUGUCCGGCAUGCGAGAAGACGAUCCCGGCAUUCGAGAUGGUGAUGCGCGCGCAGGAUUUGGUCUAUCAUCUCGAGUGCUUUGCGUGCUUUCGAUGUCAUCACAGAUUUUGUGUUGGGGACAAAUACUUUAUCAAGAAUAAGAAAAUAUACUGUGUCUUGCAUAGGCCGACUCCAUGAUAUAAUGAAAAAAAAGCGUUCUGUAUAGUACAUUUUUUGGGACUGAUAUUUUUGUAUGUUUUGAAGUUAUUCGAUGCGAAAACAUCGCCGUAGAUUUUCAUUUAAAAACGAUCAAGAGCUAAGCGGAUAGACGAUUAACAAUUAUCGGAUAUGGAGAUGAUCUUGUGAACUAAACUUAUUGAACAUAGCAUGCUACGUACAGCAGACAUAUUCAUUGCAUGGAUGCAAGAAAAUAAGAUAAACAUAAGUAGAGGUUUUGUAUGUAAUACGUAGUAGAAAAUUUAAUUGGAUUCACAGAGAUGUGGAGUUGAAAGAUGACAUUAUAGUUUGAGUUUCGUAA
Messenger RNA from Xenia sp. Carnegie-2017, 1225 nucleotides. Its product is annotated as LIM domain only protein 3-like. Gene Ontology annotation, biological process: positive regulation of transcription by RNA polymerase II. Gene Ontology annotation, molecular function: DNA-binding transcription factor binding; transcription coactivator activity. The transcript is spliced from 3 exons. The record is from RefSeq and is a predicted model, not a curated record. The coding region runs from base 322 to 885 and encodes 187 amino acids. Gene Ontology annotation, cellular component: nucleus. Lineage: Eukaryota; Metazoa; Cnidaria; Anthozoa; Malacalcyonacea; Xeniidae.